Closterium sp. NIES-65 is the source of this 822-nucleotide messenger RNA. NCBI's taxonomy places the organism in Eukaryota, Viridiplantae, Streptophyta, Zygnematophyceae, Desmidiales, Closteriaceae. The record is from the annotation of a GenBank genome assembly.
AUGACUCGCGACACGCCGUCCGUGCUGCUACUUCUCCCCGACGGCGGCGUGCGCCUCUACCCCCACGCGGUCACCGUGGCCGCCCUCCGUCGCGAGUUCCCUGGCUCCGACGUGUGCUGCGCCAUGACCAUGCACCCGGUCACCUCCUCCUCGCCGCUCGAGCCAGGCCGCACGUACGUGUUGGUGGAGCACCGCUGCGCCCCGCAUUGCCGAGCCACUGCCCCCUUUGCUGACCGCUGCGUGCGCGCGCUGCCCUCUCCCUCUCGCCCAUGCAGCCCCACAGUCCUCCGGUGCGACAGCCCCGCGCGGCCAGCCUCUGGUCCCCUCCGCCCUGCCUCCUUCCCGCCAUCCGUGUCGCCGCAACCGGCCGGGCCGAUCUUCAACGGCCACCGCUCGCGCAGCGCCACGUUUAUUCGCGGCACGGAGCGCUCCGCGUACGCGCUCGCCAUGGGCGGCCUUUCUUCGAGCCCCUCGUGUGACGCGCGGCAUCCCGCGGCGGAGACGAACAUGCAGGGGAAGGCACACGGGGCAAUGGUGCGCGCGGACACGAGCUGGUGGGAGGAGGAGGCGAACAGGCGCGCGCAGAUGGUGCGAUCCCAGACGCGCACGAGCGGGCAAAGCGUGACCCAUGCGCUGUGCGAACAUGGCUUGGAACACGUGGAGGUGCAGGGGCAGGCUCGGGCGAAUGGGUGGUGCGAUGGCGCCACGCAGGGUGUGCGGGAGGCAGUGCAAGGGGAGACGGGGAGCAUGCGCAUGGCAGGGCGGCUGAGAUCGACUACUGUGUGCGCAGGGACUACCAGGCAGGAGAACCAGGUCCCUUGA